AUGCCGCGCCUCGCCGCCGCCGCCGCCGUAGCACGCCGCGCCGGCGAGGCCCUGCGCCAAGGCGCGCUUGGGGGACUGCGGCCUCUCUCCUCCCUCCAACCGUCGAACGCUGCCUCCAGCGACGAGGUGCUCGUGGAAGGAAAGGCAAGUGCGCGCGCCGCCGUGCUCAACCGCCCCGGCUACCUCAAUGCCCUCACCAUCACCAUGGGAGCUAGGCUUAAUAAAUUUUAUGAAUCAUGGGAGGACAACCCAGACAUUGGCUUUGUCAUGAUGAAGGGCAGCGGCCGAGCAUUCUGUGCUGGUGGGGAUGUUGUUAAAUUACGUGAACUUAUCGGUGAAGGCAAGCUGGAGGAAUGUAAGGAUUUUUUCAAGACUUUGUACAUGUUCAUUUAUUUUCUGGGCACGUACUUGAAACCACAUAUUGCCAUUCUUGAUGGUGUUACUAUGGGUGGUGGUGGAGGUGUUUCCAUUCCUGGAACAUUCCGCAUUGCAACUGAUAGAACAGUCUUUGUGACUCCAGAAGUUCAUAUUGGAUUCCAUCCUGAUGCUGCAGCCUCAUUUUAUUUGUCGCAUCUAACUGGUCAUGUUGGGGAAUAUGUGGCCUUGACUGGUGAAAAGCUCAAUGGAACAGAUAUGAUUGCUCUUGGCCUUGCUACACACUAUUCCAUGAGUGGCCAUCUGGAUCUGAUCGAUGAACGACUUGCAAAGUUAGUAACUGAUGACCCAUCAGUUAUUGAUUCUUCCCUUGCACAAUAUGGAGACAUGGUUUAUCCAGACAAAAAAAGCAUUGUUCAUAGGCUGGAGGUGAUUGAUAAAUGCUUCAGCCAUGACACAGUUGAAGAGAUUGUUGAUGCCUUGGAAAAUGAAGCAGCUAGCUCAAAUGAAGAAUGGUGUACCUUGGCACUGAAACGAUUGAAAGAGGCCUCUCCGUUAGCUUUGAAGGUCUCACUGCGAUCGAUACGCGAGGGUAGGUAUCAGACACUUGAUGAGUGCCUUGUCCGUGAGUACCGCAUGUCCAUGAAUGGAAUCUCAAAGCAAUUUUCUCAUGAAUUCUGUGAGGGUGUCAGAGCACGACUAGUCGAAAAAGACUUCACUCCUAAGUGGGAUCCUCCUGCCCUUGAAUAUGUUACAAAUGACCUGGUUGACGCUUACUUCGCACCUCUUGGUGAUUUGGAGCCUGAGUUGAAGCUACCUACAGAAUCGCGAGAGGCAUUCGUAUGA
Molecule: messenger RNA, 1221 nt
Organism: Miscanthus lutarioriparius
Lineage: Eukaryota; Viridiplantae; Streptophyta; Magnoliopsida; Poales; Poaceae
Source: the annotation of a GenBank genome assembly